Cherax quadricarinatus is the source of this 1094-nucleotide messenger RNA. Lineage: Eukaryota; Metazoa; Arthropoda; Malacostraca; Decapoda; Parastacidae. The record is from RefSeq and is a predicted model, not a curated record.
AUGGAUGGCGUGGAUGGCGGCGGGUCUGGCGGCGGCGGUGGCGGCGCCGCUACGGGUGAUCCACUGGCCACCGUAAGCAGCGACGGCGGCAGUGGCAGUAGUGGCAGUAGCGGCGGUGGCAGUGCCAUGCCAGCAGUGUCUACAGUGUACGUCACUAUUCCUCAAAGCAGCAGUGCCAUCACUGCCGGAGGUGCCAAGGGUUGUCAAGUUCAGUCUGGAAGAAUCUGGAACCAAAUAUCUGAGAUACAGAGUGUGAUACAGCAACCCCCUCAGCCCAGUGUCAUACAGAGUACAGCAUUACAGACUGUCCAGCUCUCCAAGGGUAACGUUAUUCUCUUGAAACAGCCUUCACAGCAGUCCAACUCUGUUAUACAGUCAGCUGGUGGAGGCACACUUCAGACUGUACAGGUGCUGGAGGCGGGCGAGGAGCAGGAGUUGUCGAGGAAGCGUCAGAUCCUGGCGCGACGGCCCUCCUACCGCAGGAUCCUCAAUGAACUAGGUGGAGGUGAGAUAUCAGACAAAGGUGACGCUGGUAGUUCAGACUCAUCGCAGGACGAGUCCACAGGCACAGUGACCAUUGGUGGACAACAGUACCAGACUGCAGGUCUGUUGAAAGUUCUUCCCGCUGGCGGCUUGCAGUUGAGUGGUCAGGGGAGCGAGGGUCUUCAGACCAUCGCAAUGACCAACGCUGCAACUGCUGGUGGAGCCAUAGUCCACUAUGCUCAAGGUUCAGACCCUCAGUUUAUUGUACCAGUUGCAACGAGUGAUCUGAGUGGGCUGAAGAUCGCCACCAGCACCGGUACUAGUCUAGCACAGGGUGUUGUACUAGCAACCACAGCCACCACUGGUGUUCACGGCUCCAGCGACCAGAUGGCAGAGGAGGCGUCACGCAAAAGAGAGAUAAGACUAAUGAAGAACAGGUAAAGUUGUGUUCAUAAAGAAUAGAGUCACAGUACCCCGACUGGAACAGUGCACGUAGACAGUGGGAGACCUAUAUUUUUUAGGGCCUGAAGCUUCAGCUGUUAUGGGCCCCUUCACAACCCCUUCUCAUAUAGUAGAUCCAAAAUUUUUAAUCAGUGUGGACUAGUCACUUA